This is a messenger RNA of Sphaeramia orbicularis (orbiculate cardinalfish), 1657 nucleotides long. RefSeq names its product GTPase Era, mitochondrial-like. The record is from RefSeq and is a predicted model, not a curated record. The transcript is spliced from 11 exons. Lineage: Eukaryota; Metazoa; Chordata; Actinopteri; Kurtiformes; Apogonidae. Gene Ontology annotation, biological process: ribosomal small subunit assembly. Gene Ontology annotation, molecular function: GTP binding; ribosomal small subunit binding; rRNA binding. The coding region runs from base 155 to 1471 and encodes 438 amino acids. Gene Ontology annotation, cellular component: mitochondrial matrix.
CUUCUUCGGUCAAACCAUCAUGGCGUCCACCUGCGGACAAUGUGAACGUAAACACGGUGGAUAUUCAGACCCGGACGGACCCGUUAUCGGCUGAAGGACCCUGUGGACGGUGGUUUUUGUGUUGUUUGUUUGUUUGUUUGUUGUUUUUUGUGUCAUGGCGCUCAGAGUCUGUAGUCGGUUCUUCUCGUCCCGCUUGGUUUCUGCUGAAGCUUCGUCCUGUUUCCCUUCAUCAGGCCCCGCCCCUCGUACCUGUGGACGGACAGGUGUGUUCUGGUGGGUUCCCUCCUCUUCUAUUUCGUCGGAGGUCUUCCUCAGCAGACUGAUGAAGAGCGAAGGGCUGGAGGCGGACAGCGGCCAGCGCCUCCCGGCCUCGGUCCCUCUGGACAGCGUUGAACAAACGUCUCUGCUGAUGAAGGUUCCGGAUCAGCCCGAUAAGCCCAGGGUUCUACAGGUGGCUGUGGUGGGAGCGCCCAACGCUGGCAAGUCCACGCUGUCCAACCAGCUCCUGGGCCGCAAGGUUUUCGCAGUUUCCAAGAAGGUUCAUACGACGAGAACGCAGACGCUGGGAGUUUUAACUGAAGAAAAUACGCAGAUAAUUCUUCUGGACACUCCUGGACUCACCACACCAUCCAAAGUCAAAAGACAUCAGCUGGAGAAGUCUCUGCUCGUGGAUCCAUGGAACUCGGUGAAAACAGCUGAUCUGAUGGUCGUCAUGGUGGACGUCGCUGACCGAUGGACGUGCAACAGACUUGACAUGGAGGUCCUCAAGUGUUUGUCCAAACAUCCAGACGUCCCAGCUGUCCUCGUCCUCAACAAGGUGGACCUGCUGAAGUCCAAGGACCGCCUGUUGGACAUCACCGCAGACUUGACGUGCGGCGUGGUGAACGGACGCCACAUCCGGGUCCGACCCGUCAUGAAACCCCCCUGGGCUGAGAAGAGGCCCGACCCGGAUCCGGUUUCACCGGACGGCGCCACGGAGGCCAAGGGCGGUGCCGACCCUGGGUCCGGCCUCAGUAAAGAACAGCUGGAGGAGCUGAGGACGCGGCGGGGGUGGUCCAACUUCAAAGACGUCUUCAUGAUGUCAGCGAUGGACAAAGAGGACGUGGACACACUGAAGGCCUACUUCGUGGCUGCGGCCAAACCCGGGCCGUGGCGGUUCCACAGCCGGGUUCUGACGGACCAGACCCCCCAGGACAUCUGCACCAGCCUGGUCCGAGAGAAGCUUCUGGAGAACCUGCCCCAGGAGGUCCCCUACUCUGUGACCCAGUUGGUGGAUCUGUGGAGAGAAGGAGCAGACGGACAAGUGGAGGUGUGUGUGAAAGUGUACGUGAAGAAGGAAAGUCACAUGAGGAUGGUGAUCGGCGCCGCGGGUCGGACCGUGGCCCAGAUGGCCCAGGAGGCCGGCGCCGACCUGAGCCGGAUCUUCAUGACCCCAGUGAAACUGAAACUGUCUGUGAAGCUGAAGAAGUGAAGAGUUCAGAAGAAACACGGAAACUGGAGCAGACGGACUGGUUCAAGAGGACCCCAAAGUCCAGAUGUGAAAGGUUCUGAAACUGGACCAGAACUGAGAGGAGGGGGGUCAGAGGAAACGGACCUGAACUGAGAGGAGGGGGGUCAGAGGAAACGGACCUGAACCUGGAAAUACUGAACCUGUUCU